Molecule: messenger RNA, 1982 nt
Organism: Hypanus sabinus (Atlantic stingray)
Lineage: Eukaryota; Metazoa; Chordata; Chondrichthyes; Myliobatiformes; Dasyatidae
Gene: c23h17orf75
Product: chromosome 23 C17orf75 homolog
Exons: 10
Coding region: 164-1381 (405 amino acids)
Cellular component (GO): trans-Golgi network
Source: RefSeq, a predicted model, not a curated record
GGACAGCCGCCGCAGCCGGAGUGUAUUCGAGGACGGACAGCCGCCGCAGCCGGAGUGUAUUCGAGGACGGACAGCCGCCGCUUGCUGCGCCAAGCAGAGCGAUCCCCCGGGGUUAGUGAGGGGUUGGAACCGGACGGGCGGACAGGGCCCGGAGCAGCCCGCGAUGAUCAGUCAGAGCUCACUCCAGGACUCGCUGGACGGCGAUGAGAAGGAAAUGGAGCCGGAGCCGGUGGUAGAGCCGCCAGAGGGGCGGCCGAAGGAGCUGCAGCAAACGAACGCUUACUACAGCCUGUACCGGAGGCAGAGGUCUCGACAACUGGGAGACCAUGGAGAUGUGGGUCACAGAAGAACUGGAUCAUCAGACGUUUUCCCCAAGGAAGCAUUGUCUCAGGAGGAUCUCAGCCUCUCUUUAUUGGCGUCCAACCUGCCUGUCCUGGCUGAAACAGAACUCCGAACAUUCUUGGUAAAACGGCUCAGUAAAGGAGCAUUUUUUGCUGGGAUGGGCUCUAUUGUAGCAGUGGAUUUGAGCAUUGCCGAGCAGUCUGUGGCUUGUUACUACUGUCUCCUUCAUCAGGACCAGCCUGCAGGGGUGGAAAAUGACAAAGUGGAGUCCAAAGCUGUGGUCACUGAUUAUAUUCUUUGCUUUCUGGGAAGUACUGAGAAGAGUCUUGAACUGUUCAGAAUCGAGUUGGAUAAAUACGCACAAGGGUUGCAGUCUUACUUGUAUGCUGAGGCUGACGCAGUGGAGCUGAACAUCCGACCGUACCUGAGCAGCUGGUACAGCAAUGCUGUGCUCUACAUUCAGAGGGUGGUGCAGCUCUUCCAGAACCGGCUUGCAAUUCUGCUCUGGGCUGCUUUGAGUAAUACUCCAGUUGAAGUGAAAAGUACUGACAAUGACAUAAAACUGGCUGCUGAGAGGUUUCUCUGUGCUGCCAGCCUUCAGGGCUUGUUGCAAGAGGACACCUUGGCCUCCCUGUGUAAGGCGGCGGCGGAGGAGCGGCAGAAAGCCAUUGUUGUCGACUGCAGUGGACUGACUCCUUCUUUCGAAAAUGCAGUGAGCAACAAAUUCUGUGAAGACUGGAUCCCUUCUUUUUUAAAUGGCUCUGAGAGUGGAAACCCAUUCCACCUCCGGCAGAUCCUGGAAAAUUUUAAAUUAAAGGCCAUCCAGGACAUGAACAGUCUGAAGCGGUACAUUCAGCAGGCGGAAAUGAGCAACUACGCCCUGUUCAAGUGCUUUGUCUUUCUGAAGAACUGCGGCAACGGGGACGUCCUGCUGCAUAACGUGAAAGUGGAGCAUGUCAACAUGCCCGAGGCUUGCAGCGUGGUGAAGGUGCUUGAGGAAUUCAUGUACGAGGAAGGUGUGAUUACCCCCACUAACUAACAACAGAUUGUGUCAGACGUACUUUAACAAAGACUUCUCUCUCUACAGUAUAUGUUGUGCUACUUGAGGAGGAACCUCACUGUCACCGAUAUUGUAUUUGUUUGGCAAUGCAGAGCUUCAGAUAUUUAUUCCUAUCAGAAGAGGUAUGGGGGGGAGGGGGAAGAGAGAGAAAGAGAGGAACAGUUUUUUUUAAAAAGGGGAUUUAUGAAAAACUGAUCACUGGAAAAUAUAACAUGGUGAACUGUAGUUAUUUUCCUUGUCUGUCAUUAAUAGAGUUGUUACUCUGAUUGUUUAGAAACAUGUAGAGUGCAAUUUUACCAAAGUUUAUCAACCAAAACACUACUUGAAGAUUUGGAGACACAUCCACAUUAUGAAACAUGCCCACACUAGAGUGUGUGUUAUUAAUUAAUUGUAAAUAGUUGCUGUGUGUUCUAGGAAUCUGUCUGGUUAAAAAUGAAAAUGUACCCUGGUUUGUUCAGAAUCCAAAUAGAAAUUCAAUAUUGGAUGAUUUUUGGUUGUCAAUCUGUCUGCUGCUGUCAGUUUUAUAUUUUAUUAAGGGAUGUAUAUCUCUGAAUUAAUUAAAGUAGAUGCUUAAGUAGUA